GUAGUCAUUUUACUUUAAAUUUGACAGCUAUGGCAAAUGUUCCUGGUUGAACUUAUGUUUAAAAAAUAAACAUAAUAGAAUUCUCUGCACAUACAUCAACAUGGAAAACGAAAAUUCUGUUAUUUACGGUUUGGAAUUUCAGGCAAGAGCUUUAGCUCCACAGCUAGCAGAAACCGAAAAAAUUCGCUUUCUAAUUGGGACGCAGUCUCUCAAGCAAACAACCAAUCAGGUACAUUUGGUAGAGUUUAACGAAGAAGAUUCAACCAUAAAAACCUCAGUCUUUAAUCACCCAGAGGGUGAAAUAUGGAAAUUAAACACAAGUCCGUUAGAUAAAACAAGUUUGGCAACUUGUUACAACGCUGUUUCCAAUGAUAACACUUGCUGCAUGAAAACAGCAUUAUACAGAAUACCGCAAACUGAAAACCCUGAAACAGUGGAAAAUUUAUCACUUGGAACAAAAUUUGAAACUGACCAGUAUGGUAGUGAAAUCAAAACAACAGAAUUUCAUCCCACAGACUUGAAUAAAGCAGUCACAGUGAUGGAAAAUCAUGUGGUCUUUUGGGAUAUAUCAGGGGAGGAAGCUAAAUCUAUCCUGAAUGUGCAACUGAGUGGAAAAAAUAAUCCCAAAUUCACAACUGGUAAAUGGAAUCCACACCAAAAUUGCAACCAAUUUACAACUGCAACUGAGACACAUUUGAAAACAUAUGAUGUACGAUCUGGAGAAGUAGCCUGGAAUAUUGAUAAUGUUCACAGUCAGUUAUUAAGGGAUUUGGAUUACAAUAUGAACAAGCAGUACCACAUUGCAACAUGUGGUGAUGAUGGUUUAAUAAAAAUUUGGGAUUUCAGACAGACUGCACAACCAGUGUAUUCCAGAAGUGAUCAUUCACACUGGGUCUGGUGCAUAAGAUUUAAUCCAUUCCAUGACCAGCUACUUCUGUCAGCUAGUUCAGAUGCAAGAGUUUUAAUUUCUAGUGCAGCAAGUGUUAGUUCAGAAAAUAACAACGAUGUUUGUAUACACGAUGAAACAGAAACAAAACAAAUGAUAUCUGAUGGGCCAUUACAGUGGUGUGAACAUGAGGAUAGUGUUUAUUGCGCUGAAUGGUCACCAGCAGAGCCCUGGAUUUUUGCAUCCCUUAGUUAUGAUGGUAGAUUAUUAAUUUCUAGAGUGAAGAAAACUUUAAAAUACCAAAUUAUGUUAUAAAUAUAUUUUAUUUUUUAAUUUAUUGGUAUAGUUUUAACGUAAUAAACAAAUAUGGCUAUA
Messenger RNA from Zophobas morio, 1261 nucleotides. RefSeq names its product EARP-interacting protein homolog. Gene Ontology annotation, molecular function: protein binding. Gene Ontology annotation, biological process: protein ubiquitination. The transcript has 5 exons. Bases 101 to 1201 code for a protein of 366 amino acids. NCBI's taxonomy places the organism in Eukaryota, Metazoa, Arthropoda, Insecta, Coleoptera, Tenebrionidae. The record is from RefSeq and is a predicted model, not a curated record.